AUGGCAUGGGAGCAGUUUUUGAAUCACUAUGCUGAAGUAUGUGUUAUGCUAGUGUGGCUACAGUGGCCACUCCAGCAAGAAUCCAGCUACAGGCCCAGUGAAGGCAAGAAAACAAAUCUGGGAAAGCAAAAUCCUUUGCCCCCUACAACCCCGACCUUGCCCGGGGGGACCACGCCUCACAAGAGAAAAGCACCUCCUCCUCCAAAGUCUCCUCGACAGGGUACACAGGCUUCCCCAGACCUGCAUCAAGGCUCUAUCCAGUGCUUAUUGCCAGACAACUCUACUUCUCCUUCUCCAGCACCCAAGAUUCAACACUCCUUUCCAGACAACCUUGCAGAGGAUGAGGAAGUCUUUGAGGAGAUUCGCAGGCUAAGGCUAGAAAGAGGGCAUCUACUACAGAAGAUUAAGACUCUGGAGCAGCAACAGAACAGCACCACCACUGCACUGGAGGAGCUAAGCUCACUAAGAGAGUGUUUGAGACAGGCAGAGGCAGAGCGUGAUUGUCUGGAAGUAGUGCUGAAGGAGCUUGGAGGUGUUCGGCUCAGCGAUACAACCUGCAGCACUGACGAUAUGCUGGACUUCCCUGGAGCAAACAGACUGCUGUCCAAGCGGUCACAAUGCACAGAAGCAGAGAUGCCACCUGACAACCCAGAGAACUCAUCGUGGGAGCAGAUGAACAGUGUGGAGCAUCUCUGCAGGCAGCUGGAGGAGCUUACUGCACAGAAUGCUGAACUGGUUCUCAAAGUGCAGAUGCUGGAGAUGUUUGAAAAGGAUGACACAGACUUUGUGCCCUUGACUGUCUAUGACUCCUUAAAGAGAGAGUUUGAAAAGCUGCAGCAGCAAUACAACAAAGCUACUAAUAGCUUAAACACUGCAGAGGAUCCUGGGUCUGAGGAUAAUACUGAAGUAAGUGAGGUGGAGUCCAAGGAGGAGAAAAAACAGAAAAGCCUACAGCAACAGCUCGCCUGUGCCCAUGCUGAGCUGGAGGAGCUGAGAAAAGAGAUGAAGCUGGGUAUCGAUUCUGUAACUGCAGGUUUAGCUGUUAACCAAUUCAGAGCUGAAGAGAAGGAGCCGAGCUCAGAAAUGCUGAGGUUGACAGACCGGGUGAAGGAACUGGAGGCAGAGCUGGCAGAGAAAGAGGAGGCAUGGAACGAAGGGGUGAACGAGAGUGACAAAACCCAGCAGUUGAAUCAAAAGGUGGAAGAGUUAGAAGAAUAUCUGCAGGUGAAGGAGAAAGAGGCACAGGAUUUGAGUGAGUCAGUGGAGUAUUUAAAAAAACGAAUACAGGAGCUAGAAUUGGCCCUGGAGGAGGGCAAAGGGGAUGGUGAGGAGGAGGAGUCAGCGAACAAAUUACAGACACGCGUGGCAGAGCUGGAAGCUGAACUCACUAAAAGUGUUCCUCGUGAGCAGCUGGACGAAGUGCAGGUCACCCUGGGUCUCCAGCUGGAUCAGCUAGCUCGAGAGCGUUCUGAGCUGGCCCUGAGACUCAAUCAAGCUCUGCUGGAUCUGGAGAGACUUUGCCCUCCACCUCACACAGAUAAAGAGGACAGUGAUGAAGAUAACAACAAGCCAGAGCAGUCUGAGAGCUACAAGCCAUCUGGUGUUUUGGGUGAUGAGUAUAUUCAGUUCCAUUUGCUUAGUGGAAGAACUUUGACUGCAGUUCUGGAAGAGUUGGAGGAGGCUAGCCAGCCAGACAUGGACGAAUUAAAUGACUUGUGUGGAGGAAUGAAAGACUGUGUUGAGAAUGCCCUACAGAUGAAGGAUGCUGAACCACAAGCCAAACACCAGGAGGCACUGUCUGCAAUAAUGCAACAACUAGCUGAGACAGAUAAUAAACUGCAGGCUGAGAGGGCACUUUGUGAGCAUGCACAUGCUGAAGUGGCCAGGCUGAAACAUGACCUGCUGGAGGCACAACAAGGCAUGAUCAGCAAGGAGGAACAUGAAAAGAUCAAGGUUGAGCUGCAGCACAGCCUAGAGGAGAGCCAGAGCGCUGUAUCUGCAGCACAGGAGGCUUUGAGUGUUAAAGAGCUGGAGCUGAAGGAGCUGCAGUCACAGAAAGCUGUGAAACUGGAUAUGAUAUCUAAAGAGGACCAUGAAGCCCAGAGGGUGUCACUGCAGGCUGAGAUCAACACGCUGACUGCCUGCCUGGCUGACCUCACACGCAAGCAUGAGAAAACCUGCACCGAGGUGUUUCAAGUCCAGAGGCAGGCUCUUUUCAAUAAGAGUGAACGUCAGGCAGCCGAGGCACAACUGCUCACGGUCCAACAGCAGCUAGCGGACCUGCAGGCACAAUCCGGCCACAUCCAGCAACUGCACCAAGACAUCCAGGAUUCAAAGGGGAUUAUCAAGGAGAAAGACCACAAAAUCACAGAGUUGUCGAAGGAUGUGUUCCGUUUAAAGGAGGCCCUAGGAGCUCUGACUCCACCAAUGGGUUUAUCAUCCAGUGCAGUUUCCGCUGGAAACCCGGGACAGCAGUUGGCGCUUCAAAACAGAGUUUCUGCUCUGACCCAGCAACUCCAGGACUGGGAACGCAAACACAAAAUGGUGGUGGCUACGUAUCGCUCUCACCUCUUAGCCGCAGUACAAGGUCGCAUGGAUGAAGAGGUGCAGGCUCUUCUGUACCAAAUCCUCAGAAUGACACAAAAUAACCAAAGCUAUUGAAAUAACUGCAGUUUAGACCCAUUGCUAGACCCAGCAACACCCAUUUC
This is a messenger RNA of Tachysurus vachellii, 2708 nucleotides long. RefSeq names its product ankyrin repeat domain 24 (gene ankrd24). Gene Ontology annotation, molecular function: actin binding. Bases 1 to 2661 code for a protein of 886 amino acids. Lineage: Eukaryota; Metazoa; Chordata; Actinopteri; Siluriformes; Bagridae. The record is from RefSeq and is a predicted model, not a curated record. The transcript has 15 exons.